GAAAUGGCAGUGGUUUGCUUGGUGCCGUUCAGAAAUCGCUUGUGUAAGGGAAGAUAACCUGCAUGGCUGCUUGUGAAACAAUAAUUUCCUUCCUCAUCUUCAGUGUGAUGACUAAUAUGAGUGAAUCUCUGGUGGUUUGUGAUGUUGCCGAAGACCUGGUGGAGAAACUGAGAAAAUUCCGAUUUCGCAAAGAGACCAACAAUGCUGCCAUUAUAAUGAAAAUCGACAAGGAUAAGCAGUUGGUGGUGCUGGAUGAGGAGCAUGAGGGUAUUUCUCCCGAUGAGCUAAAGGAUGAGCUGCCCGAGAGACAACCUCGAUUUAUUGUGUAUAGUUACAAGUACCAGCAUGAAGAUGGAAGAGUUUCCUAUCCAUUGUGCUUUAUCUUCUCCAGUCCAGUUGGAUGUAAGCCUGAGCAGCAGAUGAUGUAUGCUGGAAGCAAGAAUAAGCUUGUACAGACAGCUGAACUCACUAAGGUAUUCGAAAUCAGAAAUACAGAAGACCUAACUGAAGAAUGGCUGCGUGAGAAACUGGGCUUCUUCCACUAAGGAAAACCUCUGUUCUAAGUAUUUAUGUAACGUCCUGGUGAUACUGGAACCAGACAUGAAUACUUACGUCCAAGCAAUGCACUGUGUUCACAGCUGUCUCCUGCAGUAUCUCUCUUGUGCAGAGUUUGUGCGAAGAAUGGCAGGUCUGUCUCCUUGAAGUAACAAAUCUUUGCAGGUGUUUUCUUAUUUGUACCUGCUAAAAGGGAAUACUCCUCUGCAGGGACUCCUUUUGCACUCCUGUGACUAAUAUUUCUGUAACUAAAAUAGUUCAGUUCUGGAUUUAUAACCGUGUACAAACAUCAUUUGGAAGCUGACGCUAACUUUUUCUGAGCUACAAACGAAUCCUUAUGACACAUUAGCCAUUUAUAUGCAGAAUUUAUGUACUGUCGUUGCUUUUUGGGUUUUUUUUUUUCCCCCCCAGUGAUUCCCCCAGCCCCUGGUUGUGCUUCCAGCUCUGUGUGGGGCUCCAGGAGCAGGAGGGAGCUGGGACAGCCCUGGCCCUGCUGGCUCCUCAGUUGCUGGUGCUCUCCUCGCUGUGUGAGUAGGCUCCCAACAAAUCCAGUGAGGACGUGGCUGCUGCUGCUGGAAGCGAGGUGGUGUUGGCCGCAGUGCCUUGUGUUUCCAUCCUGUUCUGCAGGGCAGGAUCCGGCUUCUGCAUCCUGCGGGCCACCAGCCCGGCCAGCUGGGCCUUGCUGCUGAGCUUGCCCACGCUCUGCUCCCAGCUCUCCGUCCUUGGCUUCUUGCUCUGGAGCUGGGGGUCCUCCUGCAGGACGUCUGUGGGUUUUGUUUGGGCUGUGGGAUUCGGGCAGGGUUUCGCUGGUUCCUUGUCAGAGUCAGAAUCCACCAGGAGCCGGCGGUUCUGGGCAUGUUCCACCAUGGCCUUCAUCUCCUGUUCAUCCUCCUCCUGCUUCUUGCACCUCUGCUCCUCCUCCAGCUCCUUGUACUGCUUCAGCGUGGCCUCAGAAUCCACGUUGGCCUGGCACUGGUUGAGCUUUCAACUCCUGCAGGUUCUCCAGGACCUUCAUGGGAUUGUUGAGCUCUUCCUCUUCCCUCUCCUUCUGCAGCCUCUUUUCCUCCUCCUCCAGGAGCUUUUCAACCUGGAAGUUCCUUGUGGCACCAUGUUCCACGGGGUAAUCUGUGUUCUUGGGAUCUGACUUGAAGGUGAUCUCAGCCAGGCAGCGCGUGCACUUGAUGACGCAGAAGAUGGGCAGCCCCAGGUAGACCUCGUUCUGCACUGUCCCCUUGUGGGCACUGAAUUUCUUGCCCUUGUAGAUGUGCUCCCUACAUGUCUUGCACCUCGUGUUGAAGGGGGCCACCAGCCUCAGCACGUACUGCCGGUCCUUGGGGAGCUCGAGCUUCGGGAUCUUUGCCGGAUCAAAGUCCGGUGGGUAAUAUUUGUUCAGCACUUUCCGCUCUGAAGCUGCGGCUUCUCCCGCUCCCCAGUGCUUCUGGGCUUGACGCAGGAUUGACUUGGGCACAGUGACGUGUGCCCAGGGUCUGCCCACCAGUGCCAGCAAUGGGCAGGUGCAUCCAGUUGUCUUGGUUUGGAAGGACAGGUGUCUGCCAGGGAAAGGCGGAGCUUCUCUUGGAAUGCAGAAUGUAAAACCCCUCCCUCCAAAUUAUAUUACAGUUUUGAAGUUAAGAGGCUUUCAGGCAAAGAUAUGAGAAUAGGAGUAACAGUUCUUGACUAGGAAUAUUAAAAGUAAAAAUGUAGUAGUACGAAAAAGCAAACAAAAAAAAUCACUGACAGAGUCAGAAUAUGAGCCUGUUGGUCAAGGUGCUGGGAGCAGUCCAGUCAAGUCCUCCUGCAGUGACAGGUGUGGUUCUAGCAGAGAUGAUCCUGUAGAAGGGUGUAGUUUUCUCUGAAGGCCCAGUGGUGGUGGGAUGGCUCCGGGGUUCCUCUGGCAGUCCAGUGCACACAGGCUGUGCUGCUGUUCCCAAUCUCAGGUUUUAUCCAGGUAGGAAUGCCGGGCUCCUCCCCUGGCUGCAGCAUCUCCCGAGGGAGGAUGGAAUUGUCUCAGCCCUGCAGUGAGCCUGGAUGGCCCAUGGACAGCAGAUAUCUCCUGCAGGGAGGAUGGGUCCUGGAAGGGAUAAAGAGCAGUGACACAGCUGGAUUAACAGCUGCCCAUGAACAGAAGACACCCAGCCCCUCUCCCCUCCUGGAGUUAGGUGGAAUGGGGUAUAGAAGAGAUGAAGAAAACACCUCCCCAGCCGGUUUCAACAGAUGAUAUUAGAAUACACACUAGUGGUUACAUCUUGCAUUGCUACCCAAGACGGAUGCAGGCAGCAUUGUAGGUGCAGAUUUGCAGUCUAACCGGUCAGCUCCAGGAUAAGGCAGCCCGAGCAUGUUUGCGGUGAUGCAGGACACGUGCAGCUCCAGCGCAUGCUGUUCAGAUGGCUGUGCAGGCGCGCUCCACGCCUCUCCGCAGCAGCUAGGCACUGCUUCGUGGUGGCAAGGCAGGGCUUUGCGGCAGCUGGCUGGGGUUUUGGUGCGAUCAGCGGUCCGCUGUCAGCGUGUCCCAGCACUUGGCCGCAGGACACCCCCGGAAGAGGCACCCCAGCCGAGCCGGUGGCACAGCCCUGCACGGCCGUGGGACGCUCCUCCAGGGAAGAGUCCCGGCACGGAGCGGCAGCACGAGUUCACGUGGCUGCUUUACCCGUCCUCUCUCGUGUGCCCGUUCCAGCGUCCGCACCUGCCGCUGCUCCUCCCGGUGCCCUCUCCUCGCUGCCGGCCUCAGUUGGUGGCGCCUGCAGUGUCCCCACCGCCGUCCUUGCGUCACGCUCGGUUUUUAACUGCCUUAACAAGUCUACUAAAAGCCUCCAGGGCUUUAUCACAUCGAUGGCUGCCUCAUCUCCUGGGGAGGCUUCUUCAAUGAUACACCUGCCAACCCGCUCCCAUGUUUUCAAAUCUAGAGCGGUUCCUUCCGUUACACACAGUCCCUGUUUCUCAGACCACGUUAGCAGGGCCGGUAAAGCCUUGCUUGUUUAUCUUAGCCCAUUUCUUUAGAAAAGGAAUCCAUACCUUCAUAAUGGGGUCUUUGUGUACUGAGGUCCACACUCCCAUAUUUUUCUUGCCCUGUGGCGUCUUCUCCCAUAAAAGAAUCCCCAGCAGCCGGGGUCUGCUCUCCAACAGGCCUUACUGGUCAAGUUACAUAAUUAAGGUAAUUAUAUAAUCAACCAUAUUUCAGUGACAAAGUUAGAAUUAAUUUAUAACUGUGAGGCCUAUAGGCCAGCUAUAAGCCACCACAUACUGUCACCAGAUUUUUUUGACUUCAUGUCUUCUCAAUUUUGAUUGCUCCCUGGAAGCAUUUGUUCGGUAUUAAUCUUUGUACAGCAAAUCCAUGCAUUUAUCUUUCCAUCGAGUCCAUGUGAAGUGUGUCAAAUUCUUGGAACUAAUUUUUGUCAUUCCAGUAAUUCCUCAGUUGCCUGAGUCAAUCUUUCUAAAUUUCAGGGCAAAGCUUUGACUGUCCAGUUCUCAUGCUAGUACAGUCUCACAGGAACUAGCUGAUAAUUAAGGGCUGAACUACAACUCUGGUUCCUCUUGUACCAGAUUUCUUCUUGCAUCUCUAUUCUGACACUCUUGAGAAGUUUACCUCUGCUCAUUUCCUGUUAUCCGAACACCUGGUGAUACUGUGUGCCUUUCAUUUGUUAGCUUUAAAAGGACUUGAGAAUUUUACACUGCCACUUCUUACAAAUUUGGUAAAAUCUUUGUUAAAGAAUCCGAGUAAUAUUUGUUCCUAGUGCCUCGUGCUGCAGUUGACAUCUGUUAAAACAAAAAGCCAACCUCAUUUUCUUUGAAAUUCCAAUAAUCUGCUCCAUUUGUAGGAGUCAGGAGGUUAAAGCUUUUCAUGAUAAUGAACGAUUUAUAUCUCUUUUGUUAUAAAAGUUGGUCACACGUAGCUUUUGAGUACUUUAAUUACAACUUCUAACUUUCUUAAUGGCUUUUUGGUCAAAAUUACAUUCCAGAUGAAGCUUUUGCAUAAGUGACCAUUUGAUUUUUCAUCUGCUUAACGGUUCAUCUCUUUGAAACAGCAAACCUGAUGUGAAAAUAACGUUUAACUUUUAUAAAUGACCAGUCUUUUUGCAGGUCUGUUUUAUAUUGAAUAGAGUAGCUGUCUGACGUGAGACACGUUCAGCCUGUGCUGUGGCAGGAGGAGCACUCAUGGGGCAGUCUCUCCCUAUCUUGCUUGCGAGUGUUGUGCUACUGAACGAGUAUCUGCGUAAAGAGCAGCUUCCUGUUGAUAGCACACCUUAAAAUACAGCUGCCCCAACCAAUCUGCUCGCUGGGAAGGAAUGCAGUGUUAAAUUUGGAGGCCAGUAUUUCACGCUGUGAAACCUUUGCUGAAAGUGGGGUUGUUUUUCAUUUGUCAACAUAGGCUGUGUUAGUGGUAAAACACUAAUUCCUGCAAGAUCGCAAGGAAUUCAUUUGCAAAGGUCUUCGGUGUUGGUAAAUCUCUUCCUAGUUUGAUGUUAUUACUCAUUUAUUUGUAUAUAAAUCUGACUUGAGAGAAGCUUUUCCAAAUACGUGUUGGAAUGAUCCAAUUAAAUUGAUCUUUCGGUGCGGGAAAGAAGUGCUUGUAAUUAAAUUUCUGUGUUAACGUACUGAACUGGAAAAGCAAUUUCAUUUCCCUGGACGGAAAAUUGUUGACUAUGAAACCGUUGCUUGAUCAUUCUGUACUGCAGAUCAAUAAAAGCAAUGUCUUUUGUGACAAACAUUGUAUAAGUAAGACUUUGGCUUAAAGGAUAGUGCCAUUCCAAGCAUCAGCCUGGAAACAGCAAGAAUCCCUUUUGAGGUUUUUUUGGGGAUUGUACUAAAGGUGAGGCAUGUCAAAGUACAGCGUGGGCGAGAGGGAAGCUGCUGCUUGGAAUGUUCAGCUUGAUUUGCAGUGGGGAAAAACUGGAUUAAUCAUGUCUGUUGUACUUUGUACACUGGUGGGCUGCCAGCAGCCAACUGCUGCCUGCACAGGUCUGCACAAAAAUAACUGUGCAAGGGGCCUGUAUCAGGAGGGAAGGGAGGAGCUGCUGCACGAAAUGAUCGAAUUUGACCUUUCAUCUCCGGAUUGCUCCACCUUCUGCCAAGAAAGCAUUGCUCCUUACAGCAGAAUCUUCAGCUGAGUUCUUCCACCUCACGUGUUCUCGUGCCUCACUUAAGCACUUUCUGCCUUGGGUGCUGCCCCUGCAGCCUUGCAGGGAGCAAACAGAUCCUCGUGAGAGUGUUUAAGCCCAGUUUCUCCUGAAAGGUGCUGUUGAUGCUGCUCAGCCCACCAGUAUUACCCUUCAGCCAGCCCUGCCUGCUGUUCCUCCCUCCCCUGGCUGGGCUGUGGAGGCAGCUGCAGGUUCUGGGAAGGACGAGCGUGCAGAGGGUGUUUGCUCUUCCAGCCUCGUUUGUGUUCUCCUUGGUCUUAAUGCAGUGUUUUGACACGACUGGCUGCUGCUAAUUGUCCUGGGCUCUUGAGAUGCACGUAGUGCUAGCACUUGAUUAAACAAAGACAUCGUGAUGUUCGAGUCUUUCCUGCACAAAUAAUCCUUGUUUUCAUAACAUCCUUUCCCCACCUUAUCUGUAGAACUGUGUGUUCUGUGCUGCUGCCUCCUUAGGCUCAGUGGGAGGCAGAUGAGUCCAUGUUGAGGCCAGUAUGUUCCAGCUGGGCUUUGCUGGUGAAUUGCCCAUCUCUAAUCAAGCAUUUCUCUGGAAUUUUCAGACUUGUAAAGGACAGCAUAAAUUAACCUAGGGGAGCCUUUGUAGCUAAAGGUCUGAGAAGUCAGCAUUUUCCAUUGGUAGCUCCUAUUUUUCAGGAGUUAGUAAGUUGGCCAUAAAAUCCUUGGUCUGGAGUUGAAGGUCUCUCCAAGGGAGACUUCUGCCACAACUAAUCAGGUUUGCUUUAAAUAUUGACUAGAUGGCUGGGAUACAGCUCUUGUAAUCCUAUUCAUUGAUGGAAAGCUGAAAUAAAGCAUGAGUUUGCAUGUCAGCCCAUGAAAUAGACUUGUAGUAUUUUGAAUAUUUUUAACAAAAAAAAAAAACCCCGUAAAUGCUGAUAUUUGAUGGUUUAAGUGUAUUUCUAGUAUCAUGAAUACUGUUCUGUAAAAGGAGGCAAUAAUGCAGGUGUUGACACCUUUUUCACUUCUCCAAAGGAGCAUCUUUGCAUUUGUCCCAGGAUUCCAUUUUUGUAUCUUUAACUGUAAAACAGCUGGUCCAGAAACGAUAGCAGGGAUCUGACUCAGAGAGGCAGAAGCAAGAGAAUUCAAUUCCUUACUUCAGUGCAUUCCAAAAAUAAACAUCAUGAACAUUUUUUUAAUAGAAACGUGUAGUGACUGUGAAAUGGAGCCGUGGUGGGACAUGAGAAGGGGCUCAGUGAAACUCACGUGUUUGUUCUGUGGUUCAGACUCAUUGUCUUAAAAGGUGUGAGAGGUUCAUGGCCAGACUUGAGAAUUUGGCAGUUCCAUGAAAAUACCAGUAACCAGUACAACUUCCAUCUGCAGUUUAGUCUCUGCUGCUUCACACCGCAUGUUUACUUCAAACCAAAUCUUUUAUUGCUAAGCAUGGUGCUUGUAUUGGUUUAAAUAAAACGUUUCAUUAAGA
Hirundo rustica (Barn swallow) is the source of this 7122-nucleotide messenger RNA. RefSeq names its product glia maturation factor beta (gene GMFB). The coding region runs from base 63 to 545 and encodes 160 amino acids. Lineage: Eukaryota; Metazoa; Chordata; Aves; Passeriformes; Hirundinidae. Gene Ontology annotation, biological process: negative regulation of Arp2/3 complex-mediated actin nucleation; actin filament debranching. Gene Ontology annotation, cellular component: actin cortical patch. The transcript has 7 exons. Gene Ontology annotation, molecular function: Arp2/3 complex binding; actin binding. The record is from RefSeq and is a predicted model, not a curated record.